Messenger RNA from Knipowitschia caucasica, 828 nucleotides. The record is from the annotation of a GenBank genome assembly. NCBI's taxonomy places the organism in Eukaryota, Metazoa, Chordata, Actinopteri, Gobiiformes, Gobiidae.
AUGCCCUAUGCGAAUCAGCCCACUGUCAAAAUUACCGAACUCACUGACGAAAAUGUCAAGUUUGUCAUUGAGAACACCGAUUUAGCGGUUGCUAAUUCAAUCCGUCGAGUGUUUAUGUCAGAAGUCGCCACUAUAGCUAUUGACUGGAUCCAAAUUGAUGCCAACUCCUCUGUACUCCAUGAUGAAUUCAUAGCUCACAGAGUGGGUCUAAUCCCUCUGACCAGUGACGACAUUGUGGAUAAACUGCAGUAUUCAAGGGACUGCACGUGUGAGGACUUCUGCCCGGAGUGUUCUGUAGAACUCAUUUUGGAUGUACGCUGCACAGAGGACCAGACGCGCCAUGUGACAUCCAGAGACCUUCUGUCCAACAACCCCCGAGUUAUCCCUGUGACCUCCAGAAGCAGAGACAAUGAUCCCAAUGACUACGUGGAACAGGAUGACAUUUUAGUGGUGAAGCUUCGCAAAGGCCAAGAGCUGCGACUGAGGGCUUAUGCUAAGAAAGGCUUUGGGAAAGAGCAUGCCAAAUGGAACCCGACAGCAGGAGUGUCAUUUGAGUAUGACCCAGACAACGCACUGAGGCACACUGUCUACCCCAGGCCAGAAGAAUGGCCAAAGAGCGAGUACUCCGAGAUCGAAGAGGAUGAAGUCCAGGCGCCUUAUGAUCCCAAUGGGAAACCUGAAAGGUUCUUCUACAACGUGGAGUCGUGUGGCUCUCUGCGGCCUGAGACCAUCGUGAUGUCGGCACUGGGCGUCCUAAAGAAGAAACUCAGCGACCUGCAAACUCAGCUGAGCCACGAGAUUCAGAGUGACGUGCUGACCAUCAACUGA